Messenger RNA from Mus pahari (shrew mouse), 1602 nucleotides. RefSeq names its product tumor necrosis factor ligand superfamily member 12. Lineage: Eukaryota; Metazoa; Chordata; Mammalia; Rodentia; Muridae. Gene Ontology annotation, biological process: immune response; positive regulation of isotype switching to IgA isotypes. Gene Ontology annotation, cellular component: membrane. The record is from RefSeq and is a predicted model, not a curated record. Gene Ontology annotation, molecular function: receptor ligand activity; tumor necrosis factor receptor binding. The transcript has 12 exons. The coding region runs from base 290 to 1420 and encodes 376 amino acids.
CACUUCUGCUUUCACUGGUCCUCAGAGUUCUUGGUCUGGAGUGCCACUGCGGUCGCCUGCCUGCAUGCGCCCGGGCGCAGGACGACUCUUACUUCUUGCACUGCACUCCGGGGAGGCUGGAGUUUAAUCACACAAACAGUGUCCGGCUUCCUGUCCUCAUCCGCCCCCCUCCGGCCCGCUUCCCUGGUCCCUCCCUCUCCCCUGGCCCGAUCCGCCCACCAGCUCCCCCUCCCCAUCCCUCGGGUCUCGGGAUGGGGGGGCGGUGAGGCAGGCACAGCCCCCCGCCCCCAUGGCCGCCCGUCGGAGCCAGAGGCGGAGGGGGCGCCGGGGGGAGCCGGGCACCGCCCUGCUGGCCCCGCUGGUGCUGAGCCUGGGCCUGGCGCUGGCCUGCCUUGGCCUCCUGCUGGUCGUGGUCAGCCUGGGGAGCUGGGCAACGCUGUCUGCCCAGCAGGCGCCUUCUCAGGAGGAGCUGACAGCAGAGGACCGCCGGGAGCCCCCUGAACUGAAUCCCCAGACAGAGGAAAGCCAGGAUGUGGUACCUUUCUUGGAACAACUAGUCCGGCCUCGAAGAAGUGCUCCUAAAGGCCAGAAGGCGCGGCCUCGCCGGGCUAUUGCAGCCCAUUAUGAGGUUCAUCCUCGGCCAGGACAGGAUGGAGCACAAGCAGGUGUGGAUGGGACAGUGAGUGGCUGGGAAGAGACCAAAAUCAACAGCUCCAGCCCUCUGCGCUACGACCGCCAGAUUGGGGAAUUUACAGUCAUCAGGGCUGGGCUCUACUACCUGUACUGUCAGGUGCACUUUGAUGAGGGGAAGGCCGUCUACCUGAAGCUCGACUUGCUGGUGAACGGUGUGCUGGCCCUGCGCUGCCUGGAAGAAUUCUCAGCCACAGCAGCAAGCUCUCCUGGGCCCCAGCUCCGUCUGUGCCAGAGUCCUGAUGCCCUGGAAGCCUGGAAGGAUGGGGUGAGAUCUCGGAGGAGAAGAGCAAUACUCACCCAGAAGCACAAGAAGAAGCACUCGGUCCUGCAUCUCGUUCCAAUUAACAUUACCUCCAAGGCAGACUCUGACGUGACAGAGGUGAUGUGGCAACCAGUACUUAGGCGUGGGAGAGGCCUGGAGGCCCAGGGAGACAUUGUGCGAGUCUGGGACACUGGAAUUUAUCUGCUAUAUAGUCAGGUCCUGUUUCAUGAUGUGACUUUCACAAUGGGUCAGGUGGUAUCUCGGGAAGGACAAGGGAGAAGAGAAACUCUAUUCCGAUGUAUCAGAAGUAUGCCUUCUGAUCCCGACCGUGCCUACAAUAGCUGCUACAGUGCAGGUGUCUUUCAUUUACAUCAAGGGGAUAUUAUCACUGUCAAAAUUCCGCGGGCAAACGCAAAACUUAGCCUUUCUCCGCAUGGAACAUUCCUGGGGUUUGUGAAACUAUGAUUGUGUUAUAAGGGGGGAGGGGGUUCCCAUUCCAAGAACUGGCCAGACAAAGAACAAGCAAAUGAUCAAGAACAGCUCUCCUUGGCUUUGUCUUGACCGUUGUUCCUCCCUUUGCCUUUCCCGCUCCCACUAUCUGGGCUUUGACUCCAUGGAUAUUAAAAAAGUAGAAUAUUUUGUGUUUA